AUAUAUACAUAUAUAUGCAUUGAUUAAUAUGUAAUAAUUUAUUUAAGAUUUUAAUGGACCGACUUGAAACGGACAUUUUGAAGAAGAGUUUCCUCUGCUGCCAGUUUGCCCAUAGUUGUCGACUUCAUACAGAGCUAGCCACAUGAUAACAGACAGUGAUGGCGUCUAAUAGUGGCGUGGGGUGGAGAGGAGAAAUUUGGGCUCAUCUUCGCGGGCGGAAUAAGCGACAAGCUCAAAAUUUUUCCAGUCUUAUUCAAUCUCACAAUAAGUUAUUUGAAUCUAGCACCACGUUGGUUAUUAAAAAUGAACAACUCAAAGUAGAAGCUGCUAAAUUGAAGGAAGAAAAUAUCAGUUUACAUAUAAGAGGAGAUGCUAGUGGUGACAAAAAUCAAAUUUCUGAUCAAAAACUGUUUAAAAAGCAGGAAGAGCUUACAGAAUCCCAUCGACAAAUUGCUGAGCAUGCACUUCAAAUUGUCAAUCUCAACAAUGCACUACAAGAAAAAGAAAAACAACUGCAGAGCGUGCAAGCAAAGAUUUUAGAGGUUGAAGCUAUGAAUGGAGGUCUCCGAUCAGCAAAUAAAAAUUUAGAACAAACUAUUUUAGAACUUGAAGCAACCAACCAAAUGCUGAAAGAUGAGCAUCAAGCUUUACAAUUAGCUUUUACUGCUCUUGAGGAGAAGUACCGUAAGUGCCAAGAAGAUAAUCGUGACCUUGUUGAACGGUGGAUGCAGCAGAAAUCAAAGGAUGCUGACAAACUCAAUGAAGAGAAUGACAAAAUAUUGAGGAAGAGACAGGCCAAAAUUAAAGAAGAUCUCGCUGAGGCAGCCAAAGAACCUGUGCAAAUAAUCCCAGAAAAUGAUUCUCCAUUAAUACCAGUCUGUGGUCAAGCUAACUUACCAGCAAUAUCAAUUCCAACAAGAAUUCUAACUAAACUGCACUAUGGUUAUCUUCCAUCAUCUUACAAUUAUCCACGACCAAGUCAGAGAUAUGAAUCAAUAAACAUGUAUUUUGAUGAAAACUACUUUCAUUUUGAUGCCCAUGAAAGUGAAGUCUUUGCUGUUAAGUGGAAUAAUACCGGUACCCAAUUUGCUACUGGUGGUUCUGAUAGAAAAAUAAAAUUAUGGGAAGUUAUAAAUGGAAAAUGUGAAAACAAGGGUAUUUUACAAGGAAGUAAUGCUGGAAUAACUUGUAUUGAAUUUGAUAUUGAGGAAAGACUUGUGUUAGGUGCUUCAAAUGACUUCGCCAGCCGAGUCUGGUCUCUGGCCGACCACCGAUUACGACAUACUUUGACUGGCCACAGUGGCAAGGUUCUGGCAGCCAAGUUCUUUGGAGAUACAGUGAAAGUGGUAUCAGGUAGCAACGACAGAACACUCAAGAUAUGGGAUCUUGUUAGUCGAGCAUGUAUCCGAACUAUUUUUGCUGGAUCGAGCUGCAAUGAUUUGGUCACACAUCAAGGAACUUCCAUCAUAAGUGGUCAUUUUGAUAAGAAAGUUCGUUUUUGGGACAAUCGAACGUCUGGAGAUGGAGUUGUGAAAGAAGUGUCCUUAGGUGGUCGGGUAACUUCUUUAGAUCUUUCAAUAGAUGGAAAUCAAAUUUUAUGUUGUACAAGGGAUGAUUCUUUAAAGAUUUUAGACUUAAGAACAUGUAGUGUUUUAGCAACAUUAAAUGCUGAUGAAUUCAAAGUAAGCUGUGACUGGAGUAGAGCUGUUUUUAGCCCUGAUAGCGGUUAUGCUGUGGCUGGCUCACAGGAAGGUUCUCUCUAUGUAUGGGAUACACAGAAACACACAUUAGAUAAAGUUCUUAAAGGCCAUGAUAAUGCUGUAAUUGCCUGUUCUUGGAACCCAACUGGUUCGAGUAUUGUUAGUUGUGAGAAACAUCGUAAAGUGAUUUUAUGGUCCGAUUUUUAAAUUUUAAAAACAAAGCAGAAAAUUGACUGAAAAAAAUGGAAAAAAUGUGCCAGCUUAUAAAGCUGCAAUAUUUAUAAAUCAUAUUUUCAUGUCAGCUCUUAAACAGCAAUAUGAUUUACAAUUCAUAAAUGUACAAAUCUGUCAGAUGGCUAAACUUCAAAAUUGCCCAGAUAAAGAUCACAAUGAUAACAUCAAUGAUGUUAUAAAAGAAAUUAUUUAAAUUAUUUAAUUAAUACCAUUUCUAAUGAUCUCUACACAGAGUGUACUUAUAAAUGGUACAUUUUUUAAAAAUUGCUUUAUCAGUUUCAGCAAAAAAGAAGUUUCUUGACAGAUGGCAGGUUUACUAAUAUUUGCUGCUUCAUUGUAAACUUAUCAAAUUGUUCCUGACUUUUCAAACAGUUUUAUCAGCCAAAUUUAUUGCACUACUUGAUUCAAGCUUAUUGCUGUCAUGUAAGACUCUUCUUUUAGCCCACCAUAAUAAUGAUUAUCAUUCACUGAAAUGACUUCCAGCAGUAAUAUUUUUACUGCAUUUUAUCAACCAAUAUCAAUUUCAACUUCUACAGAAAAGAAAUAACAAAGAUACAUACAUAAUGUACAGUACACUUGAACAUACAUUAAUCUUUAUUGAAACAGUUCUA
Messenger RNA from Octopus sinensis (East Asian common octopus), 2545 nucleotides. Its product is annotated as autophagy-related protein 16-1. The record is from RefSeq and is a predicted model, not a curated record. Gene Ontology annotation, molecular function: protein binding. Gene Ontology annotation, biological process: autophagosome assembly. Bases 159 to 1907 code for a protein of 582 amino acids. NCBI's taxonomy places the organism in Eukaryota, Metazoa, Mollusca, Cephalopoda, Octopoda, Octopodidae. The transcript is spliced from 18 exons. Gene Ontology annotation, cellular component: autophagosome membrane.